This is a messenger RNA of Diabrotica virgifera virgifera (western corn rootworm), 1589 nucleotides long. Its product is annotated as 2-Hydroxyacid oxidase 1-like. The record is from RefSeq and is a predicted model, not a curated record. Gene Ontology annotation, molecular function: FMN binding; oxidoreductase activity. The transcript has 7 exons. Bases 77 to 1147 code for a protein of 356 amino acids. NCBI's taxonomy places the organism in Eukaryota, Metazoa, Arthropoda, Insecta, Coleoptera, Chrysomelidae.
ACGUGUAUGAAGAAAUCAAAAAUGUUAGUAAAUAUUUAGGAAGCUAGCAGACAAAUUCGUAAGUUAAGUUCUUAAAAUGUCACUAGUGUGUAUUGAUGAUUAUGAAAAAUAUGCUCAAGAAAAGCUUCCUAAAAUUAUUUACGAAUUUUUUCAAAGUGGAGCAGGAAGAGAGCUUAGUUUGAAGUGGAACAGGACAAGCUUUUCCAGAUACCGAAUUAGACCAAGAUAUAUGAAAAAAGUAGAUGUCAGGAAUUUGUCCACAAAUGUUUUAGGAAAACCUGUAUCCAUACCAAUAGGGAUAUCACCCGUUGCUUUUCACAAACUUGCUCAUUCUGAUGGUGAAUGUGGCAGUGUAAAAGCUGCAGAAGACAAUCAAACAAUUUUUAUCCUCAGUUCACACUCAAAUUCAUACAUCGAUGAGGUCGCAAGAGCUGCUCCAAAUGCAAGGAAAUGGUUACAACUUUAUAUUUUUCAGAAAAGGAGUAUUACACAAGAUCUGAUUCAAGAAGCGGAAUCUAAUGGAUUUGAAGCUAUUGUGUUGACUGUAGAUUUUGUGGCUUUUGGUUUAAGAUUGGUUAAUAUAAGAAAUAAGUUUAAAUUACCGCCAAAUUUGUGCUCCGCUCUUUUGAAAAAAUACCAAAACAACAACGUUUUAAACAGUUUGGUCGAUAUUUCUGAUCCAACUGCUGAUUGGAACUACAUAAAGUGGUUAAAAACAAUAACCAAUCUUCCAAUAGUUGUAAAGGGAAUUUUGACUGCUGAAGAUGCUGUUUUAGCAGUAGAAGCAGGAGUUUCUGCAAUAUUGGUUUCCAACCACGGAGCUAGACAACUUGAUACUGUACCUGCUUCGAUAGAAGUUUUACCAGAAAUAGUUCAAGCAGUUGGUAGUCGUGUAGAUGUCUAUAUGGACGGAGGGAUUAGAGAUGGAACUGAUAUUUUUAAAGCCUUAGCUCUAGGUGCCAAGAUGGUAUUUGUCGGAAGACCUAUUAUUUGGGGUUUAAAUCAUGAUGGAGAAAAAGGAGGCAAGAAAAUUCUAGGCAUUCUUAAACGGGAAUUGGAUAACGUAAUGGCUCUUACAGGUUGUACCAGCAUAUCUGAGAUUAACAAGGAUGUCGUGAUACAUGAAUCCUUUUAUUCUAAAAUUUGAUUAGGUAGUUUUACCAUUGACUUAAACCGUUGAUUGAGGUAUUGGAGGGUCACAAUAUAAACCCGUCACAAUAUUUCAAUCAACGCUUAAACACAAUGAUACGUUAACACAACAUCAAGUUACUGUACUAUAUAUAAUAUAGUGAAGUUAUGUUAUAGUGAAUAUUAAAUAGAUGUUAUACCUACUUUAUACGUUAUUUAUACUAAUUGUUAUAGUUAUUCUAAUUGUUUUUAUUUAAGCAAAAAAUCGACAUGUUUUUGCAAAAUAAUUUUACAUUGUUUAAAAAUACUUUUUGUCAUUUUUUUUUUCAGUAAGUUAAUAUUAUAAAUGUUCUUCUUUCAUAAACUGUCCGCAGUGUUACUAUAACCUCAUAAUUUCCUGACUUAUAGUGUUGUAAAAAAUAAUGAAUUUGGGAUAAACAAAUUAAAUAACUUUUAAACUA